AUGCGAUCUUCGUUGUUUCGCUUCAUUGUGCUGGUGAUAGUUGUGACUGUGAAUGCGGGUUAUGUGAAGGAGAUCGCACGUCGCUAUCGACCUCGUAAUCAUUCUUCGCCUCGAGAUUCAAAUGACACCGAGCAGCAGUUUGCUAAUAGAACGUUGAAUUUUCCAACCAAUGUCGACACGGCAAUGUGUGGUGAGCCGAAAUUUGCCGAUUUUAUAGACGCAGGUCUACGACAUUAUCAGCAUGAUAUGGGUCAACUCAGCAAAUACAUUCUCGAUCAAAAAAUGAUACAGGAUAUAAUCGUUGAAAAACUGCUAUUUUUAUUGGCUUAA
Messenger RNA from Anisakis simplex (herring worm), 330 nucleotides. The record is from the annotation of a GenBank genome assembly. NCBI's taxonomy places the organism in Eukaryota, Metazoa, Nematoda, Chromadorea, Rhabditida, Anisakidae.